Molecule: messenger RNA, 453 nt
Organism: Colletotrichum gloeosporioides
Lineage: Eukaryota; Fungi; Ascomycota; Sordariomycetes; Glomerellales; Glomerellaceae
Exons: 1
Coding region: 1-453 (150 amino acids)
Source: RefSeq, a predicted model, not a curated record
AUGACUCCUGAGCGCCAGGAUAUUCGAGAACACUUCCGUCAGACUUUCUACGAUUCUUUCCUAGUGGUUGUCGUCGCAGCUUGUCUUGGUGCUUCCGGCGCGCACCUUGCUCGCAGCUACUUCCCAUCAGUCAUUUUACGUGUUCCCGAGACGCCGGAUAUCAUGCGAAGGCUUCGAGCAAUCCGGAAGAUUGCACACGACACCAUUGAGGCUAUGAAGACGAUCGACAGGUUGAUUAAGGAAAUCGACCGGGCUGUCAAGAAUGCGAAGAGCAUCCUGCCAUCUAGAUACGACAUCCAUGAUUGGUACCAAAGAGUCCUGCACAGAAUCGAGGAAGUUGUAUAUGGAAUCCGUCAGAGAAUUUACCGGUAUUUGAAUAUUUUCAACAUAGUCGGAGCAGUGAACAACAUUGGCAAUGCCAUAAACUGGCUGGGGAACAAUGCGCGGAUUUGA